UGGGGCCCACACCUACCUGUUAGCUUCAACCGAUUCCAUUCCAUAACCGCUUUGCGAGGGGCGCGGAAAUAAAGUGAGAACAGCGACUGACGCAUUUGCAUUUCCAAGCAACAAACAAAAAAAAGGAAAAACAAUCCACCGAUUUUUGGAUUAAAUCAAAGCAACGAGCGCGUUUUCAUUUUCCGAGUAACCAAACAGCGCCGAGAAAGUGAGAGAAAAUAAAAAGAAAAAGAAACAUAACAACAUUCCCAAUGGGGAUUCCGGAAGCCAUGGAUGCUCUCCGGCAAAGAGCGGCGUUCGUCAAAGACUCGCUCCACAAGAGCCAAACCAUCACCGAUAACAUGGUCACCAUUCUCGGCUCCUUCGAUCACCGCCUCUCCGCCCUCGAAACCGCCAUGCGUCCCACUCAGAUAAAAACGCAUUCGAUUAGAAGUGCGCAUGAUAACAUUGACAAGACUCUCAAAGCAGCAGAUGUGAUUUUGGGGCAAUUCGACCAGACUCGCAAGGCGGAGGCUAAAAUACUACGAGGGCCACAUGAGGAUCUAGAGAGCUAUUUAGAAGCCAUUGAUCAGCUUAGAGCUAAUGUCCGUUUCUUUAGCAGCAAAAAGAGUUUCAAAAGUAGUGAUGGUAUUAUCAACCAUGCAAACAACUUGCUUGCUAAGGCUAUCUCAAAGCUGGAAGAUGAGUUCAGACAUCUUUUGACAAAUUACAGCAAGCCUGUGGAACCUGACCGCCUUUUUGACUGCUUACCGAACUCUCUAAGGCCGUCAGCUACCGGGCAGCAGAGUGAUGGAGGUGGUAAAACCCAUUCUGACAAAAAGGACCUCCAAGCUGUCACUUUCACACUUCCAACCCUCAUUCCACCUCGAGUUAUUCCAUUGCUACAUGAUUUAGCACAACAAAUGGUUCAAGCUGGCCAUCAACAACAGCUCUUUCGAAUCUAUAGAGACACGCGUGCUGCAAGCCUGGAACAGAGUCUUAGGAAAUUAGGAGUAGAGCGGCUGAGUAAGGAGGAUGUUCAAAAAAUGCAAUGGGAGGUUUUGGAGGCUAAGAUUGGGAACUGGAUUCAUUACAUGAGGAUAGCUGUCAAAUUGUUGUUUUCGGGGGAAAAGAAAAUCUGUGAUCAAAUACUUGAUGGUGUUGAUCCUUUGAGAACUCAAUGUUUUGCUGAAGUCACUGCUAGCAGUGUGGCUAUGCUUCUUAGUUUUGGAGAAGCUAUUGCCAAAAGCAAGCGAUCACCUGAAAAAUUAUUUGUUCUUCUGGACAUGUAUGAGAUAAUGAGAGAACUUCAACCAGAGAUUGAAAUACUGUUUGAUGGUAAAGCUUGCAUUGAAAUGCGGGAAACUGCAACGAGUUUGACCAAGCGACUUGCUCAGACAGCCCAAGAAACUUUUGGCGACUUUGAAGAAGCAGUUGAAAAAGAUGCUACUAAAACUGCUGUGCUAGAUGGAACUGUCCACCCUCUAACUAGCUAUGUGAUAAAUUAUGUGAAGUUUCUCUAUGAUUAUCAGACAACUUUGAAACUACUUUUUCAAGAGUUUGAUCCAAGUGAUCCAGAAGCUCAGUUAGCAUCUGUUACAACAAGGAUUAUGCAGGCUCUCCAGAAUAACCUUGAUGGAAAAUCAAAACAAUAUAAAGACCCAGCAUUAACCCAGUUGUUUCUUAUGAACAAUAUCCAUUACAUAGUGAGAUCUGUGAGAAGGUCAGAGGCAAAGGACAUGCUGGGAGAUGAUUGGGUACAAAUACACAGAAGAAUUGUGCAACAACAUGCAAAUCAGUAUAAAAGGAUCUCUUGGGCGAAGAUUUUGCAAUGCCUCACUGUCCAAGGAGCUUCAUCCGGAGGGGACAGCAACAGUGGAGUUUCAAGAGCAAUGAUUAAAGAUAGGUUCAAGACCUUCAACGUUCAAAUUGAGGAGCUUCAUCAGAGACAAUCUCAAUGGACAGUUCCUGAUAGUGAGUUGCGUGAAUCACUUAGGCUGGCUGUUGCUGAGGUUCUGUUGCCUGCUUAUAGAUCUUUCCUUAAACGUUUUGGGCCUAUGAUUGAGAAUGGGAAAAAUCCUCAGAAGUACAUCAGAUACUCUCCCGAGAAUCUUGAGCAAAUGCUCGGUGAAUUUUUUGAGAGCAAGACAUGGAAUGAACAGAAGCGGUGAACAGUUUCUUAGAUCACUUUCCUUUGUGUUUUGGAAAUUUAGGUACUCUUCAAUGAUUGGUUCAUAAUGUAGUAGCUCAUGUGUGUAUACCAAUUUCUUUUUUCCUCUCCCAUCACCUUUUAAUCCUUCUUACACCCAAUUGGGAAAUUCGCAUUGAAGUGUUCAACAGUGGCUUCUUUUUCGUGCACUUGAUCUGCGAUACAGUGCAAUAUUUUGUCUAUAUGCUAAUGCCGCAAAUGAAAUUAGCCUUUUGUAAUGAUAUCAUUCCUUCUUUUUUUACACACAUCUUGGGGGAAUGUGAUAAAAAAAGGUUACUCAUUUUGUUA
Messenger RNA from Lotus japonicus, 2476 nucleotides. RefSeq names its product exocyst complex component EXO70A1. Gene Ontology annotation, cellular component: exocyst. Lineage: Eukaryota; Viridiplantae; Streptophyta; Magnoliopsida; Fabales; Fabaceae. Gene Ontology annotation, biological process: exocytosis. The coding region runs from base 252 to 2150 and encodes 632 amino acids. Gene Ontology annotation, molecular function: phosphatidylinositol-4,5-bisphosphate binding. The record is from RefSeq and is a predicted model, not a curated record. The transcript is spliced from 11 exons.